Epinephelus moara (kelp grouper) is the source of this 2210-nucleotide messenger RNA. RefSeq names its product copper chaperone for superoxide dismutase-like. The record is from RefSeq and is a predicted model, not a curated record. Bases 31 to 954 code for a protein of 307 amino acids. The transcript is spliced from 8 exons. Gene Ontology annotation, biological process: removal of superoxide radicals. Lineage: Eukaryota; Metazoa; Chordata; Actinopteri; Perciformes; Serranidae. Gene Ontology annotation, molecular function: copper ion binding.
GUGCGCCGACGUCACUGUGUCCUCACAAACAUGGCGGCGCCCGUUAGCAGGUACAGCUGGUUCGCUUCCGUUUCUAGAAAACUGGGAAGUUAUCUAUUUAACUCAGUUUUCAUCACCCAGGCGGCGACGUACGCAAACAACAUGGACUCUGCGGGACCAACCAAGCUGGAGUUUGCGGUGCAGAUGACAUGUGAGAGCUGCGCAGUUAAAGUAAGAGCUGCUCUGGAGGGUCAACCAGGAGUACAGUCUGUCAGUGUCGAUGUGGGUAAGGAGGAGGUGUUGGUGGAGUCGACUCUGACCACUGCAGAGGUUCAGGCUCUGAUAGAGAGCACCGGACGCAGAGCCGUGCUGAAAGGCAUCGGAGGAUCAGAGCAAGACCUGGGUUUAGCAGUGGCCAUGCUGGCUGGUGAAGGAAAGAUUCAAGGGGUGGUGCGUUUCCUGCAGCUGUCUGAGGAGCGGUGCUUGAUUGAUGGGACAAUUGACGGGUUGGAGCCCGGACUCCACGGCCUUCAUGUCCACGCUCUGGGGGACCUCACACGAGACUGCCUCAGCUGUGGAGAGCACUAUAACCCCUUUGGAAGACAACACGGUGGUCCAGGAGACUCAGAAAGGCAUGUAGGUGAUCUGGGGAAUGUCAUGGCUGGACCAGAUGGCAGAGCGUCUUUUCGACAAGAGGACGGUCAGCUAAAGGUAUGGGAUGUGAUUGGCCGAUCGCUGGUGGUGGAUGCAGGCGAAGACGACCUGGGUCGAGGCAGUCACCCUCUCUCCAAACUGACUGGGAACUCUGGGGAGAGACUGGCUUGUGGGAUCAUCGCCCGAUCAGCAGGUCUUUUCCAGAACCCCAAACAAAUUUGUGCCUGUGAUGGGGUCACGCUGUGGGAGGAGAGAGACUUGCCGAUAGCGGGGAAAGGUCGGAGCAAGGCCAGCACAGAGACGCCGGCAGCGCACCUCUGACACCGCCAGCCAAAUAUGUAACCUGCGUAACCUGUGUUGGACAGUUUGAACGAAAGGGGCACAUUUACGAGAAACGCAGAGGACUUUUGUUGACAGAAGGUCAGAGCCGAAGCGAGGUAGACAGAGCACUGAGGAGUAUGUUUCCAGACAGCUGGACAGACGACCAAAGAAAAAUGGCCUUAUUUUCCUGUUGUUGUUUUUUCUCUCUGUGAUAAAAUCAAACCCUCUUGCAGCUGCGGUUGCUGUCCUCUGAGGAUUUUAAAAGCACUAAAGCAGAUUACAACCGCCUGGGACUUUGUGAAAGUCACCUUUGAUUAGCUAGAUGUCCGUUAAUACUGUUAUAUGUUUGUUUAACCAGCCGCCUCUGACACAACUGUCUCAUCACAGUCUAAAUUGAUGCACUGACUGAGAUAAAUGCGCUUCAGUUCGGUAUUAAAGUGUCCAAGUUAAUUAUGCAAGCUUUCAGAAAUCAGUUAUAGUAAUAAUGGGGGUAAAUGAUGAAAAUAUAUAUUUACAUUUUUGAGUUUUUGAGGAAAAUCAACACACAAAUAGGAUUACAAAAUGGUGUGAUGCUUAUAUUAAAGUAUAUUUACUGUCUAAAAGCCCACCAGCUGCAGUCAACCAACUAGACAGAUUACGUCUCAUUGAAAAAUUGAUAGCUAAAAAUAAGGGAUACAUGGCUGAUACAUGGCUGAUACAUGGCUUAACCAGAAACAGCCCCAAAAUCGCUAUUCACCAAACCCACCAGACUCCAUUUAAAUAACGAUAGUGAUUUUGGGCUGUUUCUGGUUAAACAAAAAGAAUCUUACUUUUCACAAAAAAUAAUAAUUACAAUAUUUCUAAUCUUUAUAGUCCACAAACAUGGGGAUUUGCCUUUGGCUUUACAUCACAAUAAGAUCACAAUGAAUACCACAACAUGCAUAGUACAGACAGCAGUAACAAACAUGGUUCCAGUGCGAAUGGUGGUUACAAAUUUAGCAAAGUCAUUGAAUUUGGUGUGAAAGACUUUUGCAGGUCUCUGCAGCAGCUCUAUAGCCUCUUCCCAAGGGCAUUUCUAUGCAUUCUUUACAUAGGAGAUGAACAGGAUGGGCCACAAUUUGUAGAGCUUUUUGUUUCACCUGUAUUUUAUACAUCUCUGCUCGUAGCCCCAAGGUGCCCAUACCAAGUACACGUUAAAAGUUAAAGGGAAAUUUCGGUUUAUUUCAACCUGCCUCCUAUCGUCCUAAAUUUGUUUCAAGUGACUAGUGACAUAGAAA